Molecule: messenger RNA, 5012 nt
Organism: Coregonus sp. 'balchen'
Lineage: Eukaryota; Metazoa; Chordata; Actinopteri; Salmoniformes; Salmonidae
Source: the annotation of a GenBank genome assembly
AUGGGGUAAGAGAAAGUAUAGCAAGAGGGUAGGUUUGUUUUGUUAUUCACAGUUCCCGGGGAGAAGGAGGGUGAGAGAAGAGGAGGGAGAGUGGGGUGAGAGAGAGGGGGGUGAGCCAUGGUUUAAAGGUAGCAUGGAAUUCCCCCUCUGAGUUAGCGCUCACCUGGCCCCUCCCACAUGUAUUUCUAGGGUAUAAAGCCUUUCACAGGUAUAUUCAGCGGCAGGUGCAUCUAUGAAACUAGAGCGAGAGAGAUAAAGGGAGAGAGAGAAGGAAGAGCAGGAGAAAAAACGUGGAGUAUACUGACGAACACUCGGAGUGAAUCACAAACACUGGACUCUAAAUCAAACAGUGGAUUAUUAUUGAUCUGACACCUUCUCAUCGCUGCCUGUCGGUUGCCUCAGAAUCAGGUACGUGUGGAAGUGGAGAUGCUCUUUGGGGAGUGAUGGGGUGGUUUCUUGGGUCUGAGGUCACAUUAACCGCUGUAGCAUGUUUAGCAGAAUCCUCCAAUUGAAAGAUCCAAUUUAUGUUGACACAUCUGUAAAAUAUUGGGGAAAGUCAGUUUAAAUUCAUCCACAGCAGAGGAAAGGAAACAGAAACUGGUUUGUAUUCACACACAGCCAAAUAUUUUGCAUUCAUGCAAAGUACAACCACAGUGACCCACUUCAAACAGUGAAUACAAUAAGGCAUGGGUGAAAAGUUUCCCAUUUCCAAAUAUUUAAUGUUGAUCAUCCUUGUAUAUGCAUCCAGUGGCUCACUCAAUUGUCUCCUGGUUACAGAAACUAUACUAACAACCAUCUUACUAUAAUUAUUAUAUAUGUUAAUUAAUCUAUAUCCAUAAACAGCAUCCUAACUGUACAUUAAUUUGUUUCUCUCCUGGUUGCAGAGAGCCCAUGUCAUCUGCCAGUGAGCUGUGUAGGAUCCUGACCAACGCUAACAUGACCAUAUACCCGACUGGAAGCUCCGAGCCCCUGCAGCCUCAGUCGCUGCAGCCCAGCCUCACCACCGUGUCUCUGCCCGCCACAGGAGACCUGCUGCAGCUCUCAGACCUCUCCACAUGCAGCUCGAGCAUACUGGGUGAGAACACUUAGUCUAAUUUAUACUUAUUUUGUAUUUAAUUUAAUUUUUUAUUACGUUUAUUUAGAGAGGGACAAUGUGCAACAAAAACAUAAGUCUCAAUAUACUGAAAAUGUAUGCAUUGCACCAGAUUUAGCUAACUACCAAUGUUCAUCUGCAGUCACCUGGGCGCUAUAGGUGUCUUAUACCAAUGCCUCUUCAUAAUCACCUAGCUGGUGAUAACAUUAUAUGAUAUCUAUAGAUGAAAAAAACAAUAGACUCAAACUGAUUAUUGACAGAAAAGGAAGAUAUGUAAUUGUCUCUGCUUUGUUAUCAGCAUGUGGGAUACUUUAGUCCUUGAUAUGUACUUUUCUGUUGAUCACCUGGGAAACCACAGUGUGGAUGUGUGCAAUCUUUUCUGUGAGGAUCUUUAUUCAGUCAGGAGUUUUGGCGGUUCUUUGGUUUUGGUCGCCUUGUUGGCUGGUGAAGUCUGUGGAUAUUUCCCAUUGACUCACCCUGGAAGAGAUGUGUCUGUUGUCUGAGCCUGUUGACAGACACUCAGUCAAAGACCACAGUAAACAUAUGUCCUUUAGCUAAAGUCACAGACAGACAGGGGAUUGGCUGAACUUUGCAAUGACCUAAUUUAGAAGGCUGUUAAAUCAUUAACUGGGACAAUGUUUUGUCUUAAAUUGAGGAAUGCUGUCUUUUCAUCUUUCAGAUGCCUCAAGCUUUAUUUUACUUUCCCUGGCCUAGCCAGUGAUAAGUUGUGACUAGAACUGUUUAUGUAGUUGAAAGUGUUUUACGACACAGGGCAGAGAUAACCUAGAGACAGGCGUUCUGACUCCCACAAACCACAAACUCAGGUUUUCACAGAUCAGGAUCUGGGUCCUUGUGUGGGUUAGCACUUAGUUGAAAGGCUUCAGUUAGUAAUUGUCUUGCGGUUUAACUGGGUGGUUAGAUUGACAAGGUUUUUUAUGGCUCAUUAACAGAUCGUUGAAUCUCAAAAGAGGGAUGGUGAUUUUACAACAACAGCAUCAUGCCUCACACACACACACAAACACACACACACUCACUGCACAAAUCUAACACCCCCUCCUCCUCUGUGUCCUCCUCUAGCACAAUGGUAUGACCAGAACCCUCAGUACUGGAGCAAGCAGAACGUGUUGGAGUGGAUCAGCUUCUACGUGGAGGGCAAUACGUUUGAUGCCGGCACACUGAGCCUGUCCUGCUGCUUCAUGGACGGACCCACGCUCUGCCAACUGACCAGAGAUCAGCUGUUAAACAUGUUCGGAAUGUCCCUUGGGGCUCAGCUCUACCAAAGCCUGGUGGAACUCAAGGCCAAAUACGGUAAGGUUCUGACUGAUGUGAAUUGAAUAAACAUUAUUGAUGAUCCUCAAAAUGGCAGCAGACACAUGCAUAUGAGGAAUUUUGGUAAUGAUUCAGUCAUUUAAUUUAUUUUUGUGGUCCAGAUCUGAACGAGACCUGUAAGCUCCUGGACAACUUCCUGCAUGAGUUCCCAGACUUCCCUCUGCUCAGCACAGUAGAAGUAAACGAAGGUAAAUACAUCCUCUUGUCUCUUCUUCACAGCUUCCUAUCUCAGACUGACUAACCAAAGCUUUGAGUGUCAAAGGGACACAUUUGCUUACGUUGUGAUGUUACUGUUACAGUUGUGAAAGACACAAGCUACAACGACUUCUCACACGUCUUCAAGAACUUCAACUUCAAUAACAUGAAGCCGCUCAGCGACCACGGAUACGAGUCCGACAGCAUGCACAGCUCCUCAUCAGGUGAGUGGUGUCCCCCUUUUCUCUUCUUCUUGUUUGUCAUCCCUCCACCUGUCCUCGUCUCACUCCUCUCAUCUCUCUUCCCUCAAUUAUUUUCACAUCACUGGAUCAGUAUGUGAUUGGUCUGGCCUGUAUCACUGAGCCCAAGGCUUUAUUAAUCAAUCAAGGCAGGAUGAAGGAGCGGCCAUAUUGAAAGUGUUUACCCUCUUCUCUCACUGCCCCCAGGUGGAAUGCUCAGCUUCCAGAACCCCAGCUCUCCAGAAUCCAGGAGCAGUGAGUCCGACCCAGAGUUCUCCUACCCUCAGAUAGCCAGUGAGUACAACUUUUCCUAAGUGGACUUCACAAUCUUGAACUUCCGGUGGUGGUUGAGUAUAAUGGGUGAGCCUUUAAAGUGCAUGUCUCUUUGAAAGCCAGUCUGUUAUUCUAAACUCCUGAACCGUUGUGUUUGACAGAAGUGCACAUAAAGACAGAGAGGACAGAGAGGGGAGAGAGGGGAGAGAUGAUGAAGAGAGGCAGAGGAAGACCUCCCAAACACAGCCAAGAUCCCAGACACUACCAGACCUCCAAGAAGAGCAAACAUGGUGAGUGGCUCCUAUCAUUCUAACACACAUACACACACACACACAUCAAUGUCAACAACUGUUUUCAAUGGUGCCUUGUAGAAGCACGGUUUUAUCAGUCAUGAGAUUAGCAUACAUUUUGCAUCUGGUACUGAAAACAGCCACAGUCAAAACAUCACAGGUGUUUUUAGGUCAUAGUCCGUUAACCACACACAUGCAUGGACGUGCGCUCACACGCACACUCACACACACACACAUGCUGUACACACGCACACAUACAUUAUGCACACACACACGCAUGCACACACACAUACAAACAUAAACACACCUGCUCUACCUUAUCCUUGCUUGCUUUAGCACACACCUGUGCUGUUCACACACACCUAACUCUUCCUCUCCACUGUCCCCCUAUAGCGCCCCGUGGGACUCACCUGUGGGAGUUCAUUAGGGACAUCCUGAUCCACCCAGAGCAGAACCAGAACCAGGGUCUGAUGAAGUGGGAGGACCGCCACGAGGGUGUCUUCAAGUUCCUCAAGUCUGAGGCUGUGGCCCAGCUGUGGGGGCAGAAGAAGAAGAACAGCAGUAUGACAUACGAGAAGCUCAGCCGUGCCAUGAGGUAGGAAACCAUGGUGAUAUAGCAGCACUGUCAUGGCAACUAGCCAUGGACACCAUAAUCCUAGCAACCAGGCUUGGCUUUUGGGUGCUAGCUAACUAAACAGAGUUAACCAGUUGAGGGUGAAGUUAGAAGAUUGAUAGAACAAUGAUAAAAUCUCCAUGAUAAACCAUUGUCUUGUCAUGAGACUAACCAGUGGCUCUCCUUCCUCCCUCCCUCCUAUAGAUACUACUACAAGAGAGAGAUCCUGGAUAGGGUGGACGGUAGACGGCUGGUCUAUAAGUUUGGGAAGAACUCCACCGGCUGGAAGGUGGAAGAGACCAGGCUGCAUGGCAUGUGAGAUACAAGGCACAAGAGUAGUGGGGGUGUCAACUGGACAGAGCAGUCCCCUCUGUCCUAUUGUAGAUAGGACGACCAACUCUCUGGUCGACAGCCCUAUACCUGAAAUAAUAUAAAGACACUUACUUCUCUUCUUCCAGGGGAGGUGUUGCAGAAAAGCCAGUGUUUUUGGCUCCAGUAGGUUUUAUGAACCGAUAUUGUUAUUUUACAGUACCUAUUAUGUUUGUAUGUUUACAGGAAUUGUUGUGGACACUGCUUUGGGCCUGCAAGUGGGUGCGCAUGAUGGUGUGUCUGUUUUCAGAUAUAUUCUCUCUGGGAUAGAUAACGAGAAAAAGGCAUUUAUGUUUGCAUUUAUAUAAGCGCUUUAUAUUGUGUGGGAGUAACUCACCUUAUGUGUCACUAUGACAACCACCUGGGUAUAUGGGCAUUAUAGUUUUUACUGUGGCAACAUAAGCACUGAUCUGUUUUUUAUGUGUUUGUUUGUUUCAAUUUUUUAUAUUGUAUGAGUCUAUAAGUAGCACUUAAAACUAUAAUUUGAUAUGUCUAUUUGCAAGACGGCUAGUUGCCAAACUUGUGACUUCUAAAAUGAGCCAUUGUUUAGAAUCAAAUGAAAUAACAUUUUAGUAGUCACAACAGACGUAGACUAACAGUGAAAUGCUUAC